UGGGGGGUAUUUAAGCACACGGACAGAGAGGGAGGAGGAAGAAAAAAAAAAAACAUCAUCACCAAUGCGCUGUCGGUGCGGGGUCACGAACUAUGACCUUUAAUAGACGGAAAACUCAACAAUUAUUUUUAUAAACCAGCCGGAGCGCCUUAAAGUGGUUAGUGCCGUCCCUCUGAGACCCCACUAAUGACUCCACAUGAUCAUGGCGAGCAACCUAAAUCUGCUCUCUCAGCAGAAAGCAGAUUCUAAACAUGAGGCAGAGGGGUCAUGCUCUCCAUCAGAUCCAGUGGUGGGUGAGUCUCCCCAGCGCUUUCAGGUCAUCUCCGCACAGCCUGCCACAACACCACAGCGAAUACAGUGUUUGUUCCUGCCUCCCUCCCUUUUUCUGUCUGCCUCUUCUGUCCUUCAACUUUUCAGAUUGUAACCGACCAGCAGACAGGUCAGAAGAUCCAGAUAGUGACAGCGAUGAACCCGUCCAGUGCUCCAAAGCAGCAGUUCAUUCUGACCACGGCUGACAGCUCAGGGGCAAGCAAAGUCAUCCUGGCCUCACCGGAGACUCACAACACAAAACAGGUCAUCUUCACUGCUGCAGACACCAUAAUGCCAGGAAGGAUACAGAUUGUCACAGAUCCAGCUUCAAUGGAGCGAUUGUUAGGACAGUCAGGAGAUUUAAGUCGAUCUCAGCCGGUGGAAUAUUGCGUUGUGUGUGGGGACAAAGCUUCAGGGCGUCACUAUGGAGCUGUCAGCUGUGAGGGAUGCAAAGGUUUCUUCAAGCGUAGUGUGAGGAAAAAUCUGACCUACAGCUGUCGCAGUAAGCAAGACUGUGUCAUCAACAAACACCACCGCAACCGCUGCCAGUUCUGCCGGCUGAGGAAAUGCCUUAAGAUGGGGAUGAAAACUGAUUCUGUCCAGAGUGAGAGGAAACCCAUCGACCUAGUGCCCAGAGAAAGACAAGCCAACUGUGCUGCCUCCACCCAGAAGAUCUACAUCCGCAAGGAUCUCAACAGCCCACUUAUUGCUACACCAACCUUUAUCUCUGAUACAGAUACAGAUGGUUCCAGAUCCAGCCUGCUGGACCAGGGGAUGCUGGUUAAUAUCCAGCAGCCGGUUAUUCAGGCUGAUGGAACGUUGCUCCUGGCAUCAGACUCUAAGAUGGAUUCUGGGCACGGAGACCUGGGGACACUAGCCAAUGUGGUGACAUCACUCGCCAACCUGAGUGACUCACUGAAAGAAAACCUUAACAAUGGUGACACCUCAGACAGCCAGCAGGAGGAGCAGUCUGCAAGCGAGAUAACACGUGCCUUUGACACUCUGGCCAAAGUCUUCAACCCACCUGAAGCAGGGGUGGAACAGAAUCUGGCUGAGAAGUCGCAGUGCUUCAGUGGGACUACCAUCCAGCUGAUUGGACGGGACCAGGAGACGCCCAUCAUCGAGGUGGAGGGACCACUGCUCACAGACAGCCAUGUUGGUUUUAAGCUGACCAUGCCCAGCCCCAUGCCUGAGUUUCUGAAUGUACACUACAUCUGUGAGUCGGCGUCCAGACUUCUCUUCCUCUCCAUGCACUGGGCACGCUCCAUUCCUGCCUUUUCAGCGCUUGGUCAGGAGGCAAACACUAGCUUGGUGCGAGCUUGCUGGAACGAGCUGUUCAUUUUGGGCCUUGCUCAGUGCGCUCACGUGAUGAACCUAUCAACCAUCCUUGCUGCCAUCAUUAACCAUCUGCAAAGCAGCGUCCAGGACGACAAACUGUCUGGAGAGAGGGUGAAGCAUGUGAUGGAGCACAUCUGGAAGUUCCAGGAGUUCUGCAACAGCAUGACGCGGCUGGAGACCGACAGCUACGAAUAUGCCUACUUAAAGGCUAUAGUGUUGUUCAGCCCUGAUCACCCAGGUGUGGACAGCAGUGGCCAGAUUGAGAAGUUCCAAGAGAGAGCUCUCAUGGAGCUGCAAGACUAUGUGCAAAAAACAUACCCCGAAGACACAUACAGAUUAACACGUAUCCUGACCCGUCUGCCUGCCCUACGUCUGAUGAACUCGAGUAUCACAGAGGAGCUCUUCUUUACUGGCUUGAUCGGCAACGUCUCUAUUGACAGCAUCAUUCCCUACAUCCUCAAGAUGGAGACGGCGGAGUAUAACAGCCAGGACUCUGACUCGACAGAAUGACAACACUCUAAGCACUCAGAACUGUCAGUUAAGUUUGCAAGUCUCAUUUUCAGGUACAUUGUCUCUAGAGGGCUGUAGUUCAACUACGAAUCCUUGUUUUCUAACAUCACUUAGGGAGCGCUUGCCAGAUUUAGCAUAACAUGGCAUUGGAAAACCAGGAUGACUGGGAAUGUUUUCUGCAGUUGAUGCUGUUUAUCCCAUGGGAUAAAAGAUCCUGUCAGCUGUGACUGGUUAACUGUUGUAUCCCUCUUGAUGCUUUCUGCACACUUUGAUCCUACUUGUUAAAUUGUCUGAAGUUUAAAUAAGCCUUAUUGUCUAUGAUGUUGGUCAAAUAUGUUUAACUAAGGACCAGCCUCUGAUACAAAAAUGUCAAACAAAAUACCAAACAUAGCCUGAAAUAUAAAUAUAUGAUUAUGUAAAACUACAGGAUGAUUAAGUUCACUUCAUUAGAAGGGAACCUAAAAACACAAGAAAUCUUCGGUCUUGGUACCGAUUAGACCAGCACUGGUCUAAUCGGUACUUCAGAUUUUUGUGGCUAAAGUUUCAGGCUCAAACACACACUUCUCUGAAUGCCAAGUAAUUUCAAAUCACUUUCUCAUCAGAAACAUGCUUUGUGUGUGUGUGUGUAUUUUUUUUUAUUUGAUGUUAAUAUACAAGUAUUUUGUUUAAGUAUUAGACAAUAGGCCACCAACAAAUGUUACAUGUGACCUAAAUGGCCAGCUUUUUCCAUUUGAAGCCAGGAAACACCUACGCAUGAAUCAGCCAUAUUCAUACCUGUGGCCUAUACUACGAAGCAGGAUUAGUGGUUUAUCGAGGUAACUUUAAUUUAGCUGCCCUUUGAGGUUUUUAGUACCAGGAAGCUGGUUCACUCCUUACCUGUGUCUGUCACCAUGGUAACUCAUACGGGACACUAGGGCUGCGCAAUAUUAGAAAAACAGAAAAAUAUUAUUGCUGAAUAUUGAGAGACGAUAUUGGUUCCAACUAACUCACAUUUCCUGAACUGCACUCAUCCCUUUUUCAUCAUCCUGGCAUUAGUACAGUAAAUGUUAGAUACAUUCAUGCUUUCAUCAUUUGGCUUUGAGAUUGACAUGUGCAUUAAUUUUCACAUUCACCAUCGUUUUUUUUGAGUGUUUUUGCCAGCUUCCUUCCUGCUUAUUUGUGAUUGGUCCUCUAGUUACAGCUCCACCUGUUUCACAUAAAAACGCCUAUAUUCUGGGUAACUGACUUACCGAGUUGAUGACUAGCUUUGUAGUAAGACUAACACAUAAUUUAAAUUGAGGUUUAUCUAAACUGGUUCUCUAAAAGAAAAUGUGUUGAACCUGCUUCCUAGUAGAGGGCCCAGGUCUAAGCAGUGCUGUUGUCUUUUAUUAAAGUAAAAUACAGGUCCUUCUCAAAAUAUUAGCAUAUUGUGAUAAAGUUCAUUAUUUUCCAUAAUGUCAUGAUGAAAAUUUAACAUUCAUAUAUUUUAGAUUUAUUG
Messenger RNA from Girardinichthys multiradiatus, 3634 nucleotides. RefSeq names its product nuclear receptor subfamily 2, group C, member 2 (gene nr2c2). Gene Ontology annotation, biological process: anatomical structure development; cell differentiation; positive regulation of embryonic development. Bases 466 to 2157 code for a protein of 563 amino acids. The record is from RefSeq and is a predicted model, not a curated record. Gene Ontology annotation, molecular function: zinc ion binding; RNA polymerase II cis-regulatory region sequence-specific DNA binding; nuclear receptor activity. Lineage: Eukaryota; Metazoa; Chordata; Actinopteri; Cyprinodontiformes; Goodeidae. The transcript is spliced from 15 exons.